AAGUUUGUUCACAGUGACGCGAUGCUGUGGUUUGGUAUAAAAGACAAACAGAAAAGACAUUAUUUUAAUAAAGCACAAAUGAUGAAAAAACAACUAAAAUAAUAAAAAUGAACCUGGUGGUGUUCAAUACAACCACAGUUUAGCUACUGUACCUAACAUGCUCUGAAACAUUCCAUUCAUGUAUUUCUUUAAUUUUACUGUAUGAUUUUUCCUCCUCAGUGUAAAAUACAAGGACUUUUAUGUAUUAUUAAAAAUAAUUCAGGUUACAAAGUCAAUCCAAUGCAGCAGAACACAUUUGUUCAUUGGUUUCACAAAGAAGAAAACAGUCUUUCUUUUCAGCAACAGCUGCCAAAUGUGGCACAUCCAGUAAUUCCACAUUCAGGACCUAAACUGCACCACCCAGAAAAUCAAAGACAUCAUUUAACUUCUCAGAAAACAAGAGGGGGGAGGAAAACUGGGAGAGAAUAACUAACAGCAGAAUUAGAAUGUCAAAUGGAAAGCCCCCUUGUGGUUAGAAAGAGAAACGUGAAAGAAAAAAAAUCAGCACUGUACACAAACUUCCUGUUUGUCAUGAAACAUCAGGAAGUCGUCCUUGUCUUCUGACGGUGACAUUUAACCCGUCCACGUCUGACACGACCCUUGAUUUAUCUAUAAUUAUCUGUGAAGGUGGAGCUGAAGAUGGUCCAGAAGUUUGAGGUGGAGGUGACAUCUGCCUAAUUCACUUGAAAUAAAACGAAAAAUGUAUCAAAAGCUUCAGUGUGGCCCUUAUUUCUACCGUUUAUUCUGCAUCAACUCGCGAGACAACUCGUUUCUACGUCUCAAACAACAACUCCCAUGAUUCAUUGCGGUAGGUUGUCAAGUGUAAGCGAUAGUCCAAGUGAGUUCGUGUCCUUAAAAUGUUUAUUAAUCGUUCGAUAGAAGUCCAACAUUUCCAAAUGAGAAUAAGGAAAUGUUACCAAUCUUAACUUGGUGUCUGGAGACUAAUUGGAAGUAGGAAUUAUGCGUGACGUGACGAGACGAAACAGAUUUUCAAAACCACUGAAAACUGACCUGCUAAUGACGCUACUGGGCUAACAGAGAUAAACACGGGGCUUUUUAGAGAGGAAAUAAUGGAUGAAAUACAGACGGUUCCUCCUCCACCUCCUUCACAUCGUCCUCCUGCUAGUGCUACUGCGGUUCUAGCAGAGGAGCUGCCCUCCGUCUUGUGGGGACUGGACCCGGUUUUCAGCGCCUUUCCCAGGCUGUAUGUCAGAGACAUCCAGGACAUGCCUGAGUCCAUUCAGGUGCCAGGAAUUUACUUCUACAACUCACACCCAGUCUACAGAGUGGACGUACUUGGGAAAGUAGUUUAUAAGAGAGAAAGAGAAGACUUCUUCUGUUAUGGAGUGGAUGAUGGGACUGGUGUUAUAAACUGUCUCUGCUGGAAAAAUGAGCUGUUGAAAGGAGGGGAGGAUCCUCACACACCUGCAGGAAAACAUCAUGUUGCAGAUUACGGAGGCUUCAACCCAGUGUCUGAGAUGGAGAAACUGAGACGGGCCCAACAUAACCGGUGUCGCUUAGAGAUUGGAGAACUGCUCCGUGUUAGAGGACUGGUCAAGACGUCAAGAGACAAACAGAGAGAAAUCCUGGCCUCCUCCUACUAUAAGGUGAACGACCCAGUGAUGUCGGUGCAGAUAGCGUGGAUGAUGGAGGUUCCUGAACUGUACAGACAGUGCUAUGACAAACCACUGCAGCUGCCACAAGGUGCAACAGGCAACUCAACGUCCACUGCUCUCAACAAAGCCAAAGGUAUUAUCCUGGAUUUCUGCGAGGAGAAGUCAGUGAACAGGUUCAGGCCCUACGAUUUGCAGAACAUCCUACAGCCUCUGGUGUCCAGCCAGCUCCAGACAACAGCUGCUGACCAGCAGCCUGUGGCCGGUCCAUCUGCCUGUCAGCAGCUAUGUCAGCUUCUGAAAGAAGCCUUGGACACUUUGGAGAAAGAAGGUUUCAUAUACCGCAAAGUGAAGUCCCAGGAUCAGGUGUACAAUGUGACCACGCAGGACAAGGAUCUGCUCAUAGCUGUAAAAUGUAUCAUCAGAGAAGAUUCGGCAAAAGACAAGUAUGCAGUCAAAGGCUGUCACAUCCUGCACAUCCUGUCUGCAGUCAGGCAGCGUUACAGCCUGAACGUGAGCCGAGCUGCUCUGGAGCGCCUCCUCAGUUUUUUGGAGUGUAGCAGUGACAUCAUCAGCACUGGUGAAAACCGUUACACCGUCUUUUAACCUUUAUGACCACGGCACCGUCAGGAACACUGAUACAGUGUGCUGCAGACAUCUUAUGCUAUCCUGGCUCAACACUCCUGCAGCUCUGACUGUCGGCAGCAGUGGGGCCCAGCUUCCUGUGCAGCUCUUUACUGACACCUAAUGGAGAGCCUGCAUAGUUUGACAUAAAAAGAUAGGAUUUCUCAAAUACUGUAAGUACAGCAACCAGUUUUUCUGACACAUUUAUUUGACUUUGUCACAAUUUGUUAAUAAAUAACUGUGGGAAAACAAUUGUGUUCAUGUAUGAAUGAGCUAAAAAAAACCCAUGCAGCCUUUUUACCAGGUUUAGCCCAAUCAAUUACAACAGUUAUUAUCAAAUGCCCCCCCCCACGCUGAAUCUAAACGAUUCCAAUCCGCCCCGCGACUUGAUUCCAAAAUAAACAUCAAAUAAUAGACAAACAUGAAUGUCCUAUCCUCAUGGUGUCUGUCCCCAAAAAGUCUGGUCCUCUGACAGAUAUAGUUGGUAACCCUGUCUUACAGCCUGAUAAGGAAAAUUCUCUCUCUCUGUUCAAUAUGUUUAAAUUAUAUAUUUCUUCUAAAUAAAAUGUCUAUUUCCCAGUAGGAUUUAUGACAGGCUACUACGAGCAGCAGAUUAUUUGUUUUCCUUCUUUUCAAAAUGACAGGAGGGUCUCACAACGGUUGGUCUGACAUGAUGGGGGGGUGGGGGGGGCACUGUUUCUCUAGCCAAUUCAUUGGAUGGCCAAAAUUGACAGGCUGUGUAUUUGAGACCUCAUUUUGAGAAGCUGGAGGGUAAACAAAAUAUCAGACUGUCAGUGUGGUCCAGUUAUCAUCUUCUAGUUGACCUUUGUGAUAAUAAACUUUAUUGAUUUGAUAGUGA
Messenger RNA from Cynoglossus semilaevis (tongue sole), 3135 nucleotides. RefSeq names its product STN1 subunit of CST complex (gene stn1). The transcript has 8 exons. Bases 1110 to 2258 code for a protein of 382 amino acids. The record is from RefSeq and is a predicted model, not a curated record. Lineage: Eukaryota; Metazoa; Chordata; Actinopteri; Pleuronectiformes; Cynoglossidae. Gene Ontology annotation, cellular component: CST complex. Gene Ontology annotation, molecular function: single-stranded telomeric DNA binding. Gene Ontology annotation, biological process: telomere capping.